GACAAUUGACACCUUAGCAAAAAUGGAAAACAAUACAAUAGGAUUUAUAAUAAAUAUUUAUUAUUCCAUGGGUAAAUCUUAUUUGUAAAGACCAGUGAGAAGUUAUUUAUAAAGUUAAAUGAAACAUUACACAGUUUUUUAUAUGGAACUCAGGUCUUCGUUUAUAUAUAGCUAUCUAUCGACAUAAAAUGGCAUAGAUAUAUUUUGUAGUAUUGAUUUUAUGGAAUAAUAUAUAAAAAUGGAUUCAAAUGGAUAUGAAACUUUUGAAUAUCUUCAACCAAACAAUGUAGAAGAUAAUAACCAGCUAUUUGUUCUACAAAACGAUGGAACAUUUCUUUCAAUAAACAGACCUGUCGAGUUUAUAACACAAGUACAAAAUGUAGAAAACGUUUUAGAAGAAGUGCAACCUGUUUAUAAUGUUCAACCUCAGCAAUUUUAUGUUGAUGUUAACAAUUCAUCUGAGUUAAUAUCAGUACCAGAUGAAUAUGUCUUACCCACGGAAACAAAUAAUAUGUACAGUAGUAAUUAUUUACUUCAACAACCUCCCAAUUCUUCUGAAGUUCGGAUUCAACAAACUGUUGGCCAAAUUGCAGAAAGUGUUGUUGAACAGAUGAUUUUGCCUGAAAUAAACGUUCCUAUGGAUGUAAAUAUAAAUGAUAAUUUAGACACAAAUCCUAUACAAAAUAAUGGAUGUACAGAGAUCACUAUAACGGAUGAACAAUAUAAAAUAUUAGAACAAAAAGGAUGGGUCCUAGUAGACACUAAUGAUAAAGUUUAUUUAAUAGAUACAUUGGGAUUUCAUGACAUAACAAAUGAUACUCAGUUAAUUCAAAAACUAAGAGCAGAGAUGGCAAAUCAGGAACCUAGCUAUAGUGAAUCAUUUGCAAGCAAUCAAUUAGAAUCUAAAGUAGUAUUAAAUGAAGCGAUCCCAAAUAACAUAAAUCCAGAGCAAGUAACAAUCCCAUAUGUAACGGAGAACAGUGAACAAAUUGACUUACAAGCUAUGGAUAUUCAGUCAUAUCAAAAUAUUGAAGAUGAUCCUGAGAUCCUACAAAACUCUGAAAAAAAGGAAGUCCCAGAUUUGAUGCCAUUAGAAAAAGAAUUUCUUGAGACCACUAUAAAUGAAUUGGCAGAGAAAUAUGAAAAAAGUGAUCCAAGGAUCAACAACAAUACAAUAAAAAUUAAAACCAAAUUUUCUUUGGAAGAAAUUCCUCAAGAAAUUAUUAUAGGUAAAACAGUAAAUGGUAAAAAGUUGGUUGCAAGAAUUGCUAAGCCAAAGGAGCCGAAAGAGCCAAUAGAACCUACUACUACAGAUGACAUGUCAAAGAAAUGCAAGCCUAAAACUUACCCAACAAUAAGUGCAUUCCACCAAAAAAUAGAAAAGAUAAUUCAACAAGCAGUCAGAGGUCACAUAAAUCCAUUGAGUGAGGAAGAAGUAUUUGCAAAUGUGGACAAAGUUAUACAACAAUUAUUACGAGUGCCGGCCUUUAAACCCGCAGUUAUAGAAAGAAAAUUAAUUUUGACAAAGAUUAUAAUAUCUGAAAAUAAAGAUCAAACCUCUAUCCAAGAAAGUGAUCCAAUAAUUAUUACGGGAAAAGUUUUAAAACAAGAUGAAGAUAAGUGGGUCUUCCACUACAUACCAGAUAUGCUUGAAAAGAUUAAAGAAAUUAAAGAGGAUGACAAAAACAAUGUGACCAAAAAACUGUACCACGGCGGUGAUGUUGACGUCACCUUCUUACAAAUUCAUGUACAAGAAGUGAACAGUCCAGAUGGCCUUGCACGCAUCUCUAUUACUUUGAAUAAACGAGUUAUUCUUCUAAAGUCUAGAAAGAUAGCUGAAGAACUGGAGAAGCAAGUACCAUCCCCAAAACUCAAACCAGUUUUCGCGUGUACAGCAUGCGCAGCCGUGUUUAAGACCAAAGCUCAAUUACGAUGUCACUUACAGGUUCACAAAAUGGACUUCGAUUUUGACUCUCUUCUCACAAUUCAUUCCAAAAAUAGUAACAACCCUUUUAACGUUGUAGAGUUGGGACAAAGAAAGGAAUUUAUUUGUAAUGAAUGCCAGCAUAAAACAUCAAGAGUCAGCAUGAUGCUCAGACAUAUUAGAUCUCACUUUAAAGUUACGGAUGAGGACUCUGAUGAAGAAGAUUCAAAUGACAGUGAAAAAACUUCAGAAGGAAAAUAUAAAUGCAAGAUGUGUUCUACAAAUUUUUUGUAUGCAUCUUCACUUUCUAAACAUCUUUUAUCAAAGCAUAUUAAAGUAUCAUAAAAGAUUUUUUUUUCUUUUUGUAGUGGUA
Molecule: messenger RNA, 2297 nt
Organism: Zerene cesonia (dogface butterfly)
Lineage: Eukaryota; Metazoa; Arthropoda; Insecta; Lepidoptera; Pieridae
Exons: 15
Coding region: 239-2269 (676 amino acids)
Biological process (GO): regulation of transcription by RNA polymerase II
Molecular function (GO): RNA polymerase II cis-regulatory region sequence-specific DNA binding; DNA-binding transcription factor activity
Source: RefSeq, a predicted model, not a curated record